Messenger RNA from Lasiodiplodia theobromae, 1179 nucleotides. RefSeq names its product GPI-anchored cell wall organization protein ecm33. Bases 1 to 1179 code for a protein of 392 amino acids. The record is from RefSeq and is a predicted model, not a curated record. The transcript is spliced from 3 exons. Gene Ontology annotation, biological process: fungal-type cell wall organization. Lineage: Eukaryota; Fungi; Ascomycota; Dothideomycetes; Botryosphaeriales; Botryosphaeriaceae. Gene Ontology annotation, cellular component: plasma membrane; fungal-type cell wall.
AUGUUCGCGAAGUACGCUCUCCCCGUCGUCGCGGCGGCCGCCGGUGCCCAGGCCGCCUCCUGUAGCAUUUCGGCCACCACCACCAUCUCCACUGGUGCCACCGGCCUCUCCUCUUGCUCCACCUUCACCGGUUCCAUUGCCAUUGCCACGGAUGCCACCACGGUCUCGCUCGACGGUGUUCAGAAGAUUGACGGCGACCUGAUCGCCACCAACGCCACCGCGCUGACCAGCUUCAGCGCCGACAGCCUCGAGGAGGUCGACACUUUCCACCUCGACCAGCUCACUGUCCUGGGCUCGCUUACCUUCCCCAAGCUCACCAAGGUCGGCGCCAUCGAGUGGAGCAGUCUGCCCGCUCUUUCCGAGCUUUCCUUCACCAGCGGUGUCAAGGAGGCCGACACCGUCAACAUUCAGAACACUUUCCUGAGCUCUCUUGACGGCAUUGCGCUCAAGGAGGUUUCGACCUUCUUCAUUGCCAACAACAAGUACCUCAAGGAUAUCACCGUCCAGUUCACGAGCAUCAAGGACGCUCUUACUCUGUCCGCCAACGCCGAUGACCUCCAGGCCUCUUUCCCCAACCUCGAGUGGGCCUACAACAUGACUUUCCGUAACGUCAGCACCAUCUCUACCCCCUCGCUGGCUUCCCUGAACGGCUCCCUCGGCUUCUACGGCGACAGCAUCAAGUCCUACGAGGCUGCCAACCUCACCACCGUCGGUGGCUCGCUCUCCUUCGUUGGCAACGGCCAGCUCACCAACAUCUCGCUCGACGCUCUCGAGAAGGUCAGCGGUGGCUUCCAGAUCGCCGACAACCCGAAGCUCCACAACGCUUCCUUCCCUGCUCUUGAGACCGUUGGUGGUGCUCUUGACUUCUCCGGCAACCUGACUGACGUCUCCCUUGAGAGCCUCAAGGACGUCCGUGGUGCCUUCAACAUCCAGUCUGAGAGCAACAUUGAUGACGUCUGCUCGCACUUCAAGUCCCUCUCUGGCAACAGCAACGUCAUCAAGGGCAAGUUCCAGUGCGCCGGCAGCCAGUCCAACCCCGGUGGUGCCGACACUACCCCCACUGGCUCCAGCUCUUCCUCCAAGUCCACCAGCACUGGUGCUGCUGGCCACCUCGAUGUCACCAACGCCGCUGGUCUCGGUGCCGCUGGUGUCCUCGCUGCCAUGCUCGGCUUCUUCUAA